Molecule: messenger RNA, 2224 nt
Organism: Oryza sativa Japonica Group (Japanese rice)
Lineage: Eukaryota; Viridiplantae; Streptophyta; Magnoliopsida; Poales; Poaceae
Source: RefSeq, a predicted model, not a curated record
GAGGAAGCUGCUUGGACACCUGCAGUGUUUGCACUUUGCAGUGGGCGAAACGCGCUAUAUCGUGGAGUGGACUCGAAGUUGAGCGGACUUGCAAUCGUGCAGAGCUGAAGCGGUGGGGAAUGGCGGUGCAGUCCGCGGCAAUCGGCAACCCCGGGAUCUCCGACGACUCCGCCGCCGAGCCCGGCCGCCGGAUGCUGGGAGCUGCCGAGGAAGCCGUAAACAGGUGGGUAUCCCGGGAGGCGGCCGCCGAUGGCGGCUACGGCGUCUCCGAUUUCCCCGCGCUCGCGGCGGCGGUCAAGGAUCUCAUCUCCCUCGGCUCACACGGCGGCGCCUACAGCCAACGCGCUAAGCUUGCCUUGGAGGUAACCUUCUGCAAUGGGACACCUUGAGGACGACUUCUGCCAAGUUCUUAUUUCAGGCACAUACUUUCAUCCCCCUGACAACCUCCAAGCAUCACUAUAUGACAGCAUUGCCCUGCCUGUCCGAUCCUCCUCGUUCUCAUAAAUAACCAACUUGGAGGCUGCCAGCUUAUCCUCAUUCACAACAAGCUCUAGUGAUGAUAGAUGGACAUACUGUACUGGACACAGCAGAGAUUCUUUCUCCCUGGAGAAGGUACACCUGUAUCUCAUCGACCCUGAAGCUUCAACAUUGCUAAAGGAGAUCGCUGAGCUCAUGAUGCUUGCUGGACAUGAAUCAAACCUUUCUCAUGCCUAUGGUGAGAUCCGUAAUAGCACAUUGAUGCAGUGUCUUUGUCUGUUCGGUGUUCAAAUCGAUCUUAACAGCUAUAAUCCAAGAGCUUCUCCUUCUGAAAGUGGGUUCAACAUGCUACUAGAUCUAGAUGGACAAAAGAUGGAAAUAUGGAUCCAAGCUCUCAGAGUCAUUAUUGGCACAGUACUUCCUGAAGAGCGUCAGGCUUGCACACAGAUUUUUGGGUCCGACAGCAAGGUGGAGGAGGACUGCUUUGCCAGAGCCACUAUGCGUUUUAUUCAACAAUUAUUUGCAUUUGGAAGCCUGAUAGCCAAUGUGAAAGACGAACAGUAUGAGAAAGUGCCCCUGCUCGUACAAAUGCUUGAGGAAUUUCUAAAGCUUAAACCGAGCAUAGAAGCCCUCAGGUAUGGUGAUGCCAAGGACGCAAUCAGCCAGGAGGCUGACAUGCUUCUUGAAAAGCUCAGGGAAGAAGCAGUUCGCCUACUAUUGAAGUUUUCAGAAGCACAGAUCAACCAUGAGUCCUAUGAUAAUGAAACGAUAGUGCUCAACGGCAGCGUCCUAUCGUUUCCUCAGUAUACCAUGGGUGUUAUCAAACUUCUUGCUGGUUACAGUGACACGCUCAAUAUUAUUUUACCAGUAGAGGUGGGUGGUGUUGGCACUGUGACUACAAGCCCCUGGAAGAGCUACGUUCUCACUCUGCUCACUCGUCUACAGCUAAAUAUUGAGGAGAAAUCCAAAUCUUACAAAGACGAAUGCCUGCGGAAUGUAUUCCUGAUGAACAAUGCGAUGUAUGUGCUUGAAAAGGCACGAUCUCCGGAUCUGAAGAUAUUGUUAGGAGAUAACUGGGUCACUAAACAGCUUGUCCAGGUGGAACAGCAUGCAACGGCUUAUCUCCGAGCUUCUUGGACUGAACCUCUGUUUCAGUUGAAAGACAAAGGGAUCAACUACACAGAGAGAAGUUUGAUAUUGACAAAAAAAUUCAAGAACUUCAAUUCAAUAUUCGGAGAAAUAAGCAGGGUCCAGACGACGUGGAAAGUCCCCAACCCUCAGCUUCGACAACACUUGCGCCUUGUUAUAUUACAGCAGGUUAUUCCAGCAUAUCGGGCAUUCGUGGGACGAUUUGGUAUGCUUUUGAACUCAAAAUUCAUAAAAUACACUCUUGAGGAUAUAGAGAAUAAUGUGUUGGACCUAUUUGAAGGCUAGGGGUGAGAAGCCAACAUGGAAAUGUCUAAAUAAUGGACGUACUAGGACCUCAUGUUGUCAUGCAGUGAGUUACAAGUAUAUUGAUCAACGGAAGGUAGAAUAGAUCACAUUCAACACGGCAAUAUGAAAAAUACUUUUGAGACUACUUAAUGUAAUCGUGUACAUAUCAUGUUAUAUAUGAGCCUCUAUGACUGGACUACAAAUGUUUAUCUAUGUUAUUUAUGUUCUUGCCCGUAUGUGGGUUUUAAACUUCAGUGUAACAAAGAUGUACUAAUAUUUACACAUAUUGUUCUCAAAAAAAAAUAUUUACACA